Messenger RNA from Brassica rapa (field mustard), 2457 nucleotides. RefSeq names its product dehydrodolichyl diphosphate synthase 5. Gene Ontology annotation, cellular component: chloroplast stroma. Gene Ontology annotation, molecular function: ditrans,polycis-polyprenyl diphosphate synthase [(2E,6E)-farnesyl diphosphate specific] activity. The record is from RefSeq and is a predicted model, not a curated record. Gene Ontology annotation, biological process: response to cold; polyprenol biosynthetic process; plastid membrane organization. NCBI's taxonomy places the organism in Eukaryota, Viridiplantae, Streptophyta, Magnoliopsida, Brassicales, Brassicaceae.
CGUCGAGGAGAGGGAGAAGGACGAGGAGAGAUCAUCGUCGAUUCAUCACGGAGGCGUCGAGGAGGCGUCGAGGAGGCGAUGAGGAGGCGUCGAUUUCGUCGAGAGAGAAGACGACAUAGGCGGAGUCAUCGAGAGAGAGAGAACGAGACUUUCGGUUUCGUGAGAGAGAGAGAGAGAGAAAGGGACGCGGACUCCCAUCAUGCCAACACGUGUCCCAUUAGCAUCGCUUCUUCUGAAGCCUAAUUAAGCAGCUCAUCCUCUAUAAUUAAUUCAUUUUCCUUUUUUUUUUAAAUUAAAAAAUCACUAAGCAGCCCACUAAGCUCCUGCGUUAAAGAUGGUCUUAGUUGCAACAUGAUACUACCAAGCGUUUCAACAAGCAUUUGGCGCUUGCGUAAACACUCCACUAAAAAGAGGAGCUAGUUGAUUACUCUUUUAAUGGAGGGAAUAAAAAAACUAUAUGCAUGCAAACAAAAUAUGAGACCGAGGCCAACAUUAGUGGUAAGAAAUUACAAUGGGUCUCUCAAAACAUGUUUUAAUAAUAAAAUAUUUCAAAAUGUGACAGAUUUAAUAAAAGUCUCUUAACAAGAGACGUUGAUAUCUACGGGAAGAAUCGAUUAACACCUUCUUUCCUCUUUUUACUUACUUUUUUGUUUUGUUUUACUAUUUUAAUUAUGAGAGACUUGUGGAUGUGUAUCUACACGACUAGCUUCAACAUUAAUGUUAACAUUUUUUUGCUAACGAAUGUAAAAAGUCAACAUUAUACCUUCUUUUCUUUUUGUUCUAAAAUACCAUACUUUUUUUUGCUAAAAGAAGAUACCAUACUUCUUUUUUACCUCAAUUUUGUAUAUCUGUGGGAUACCAGUUGAUUUAAUACUUUACGAUACUUCAUUGAUGUAAUGUGAAAGUUAUAUAUUUAUUAUAUUGAUUUAAGUCCAAAUCAGAGCUCAUGAAAAUGUCUUAAUCUAAUAAGAAAAACACGUGAUGAAACAUUUAGUGAUUUUCAAGUGUCGUAAGAUCUUACUAACCCUUAAAUACGUAUGACCUGUUUUUGCGUAGCAUAAAAAAAAAGCCAGGGAGCGAGCGAGAGCGAACGUUCCGUUGAUCAUGUGCCUCUUUGAACUCGAAGCUCUUUAAAUACAAAAUCGAGUGCUCCACUUCGAACAAACAUCAAAGACAAAAUAAAGGAAAAAUGGUGUCUCUUUUCUCAGUUGUUUUGACUUUUAUUGCUAUUGUACUCAUCCCUGGUCUCUUCAUCUCUAGGCGUCUAAGUGUUCCUUUCUCCAUAAGAAACAUCCUCAGAUUCAUUAAACUCGCAGCUUCUCAGAACGAUAAUGAUGAAGAGAGGAACGAGAAACGUGGUACAAAUACAAUGGGAGAGAAAGAGAAACGAGGGGGACUGCCAAAGCAUGUGGCGAUUAUACUGGACGGAAACAGACGUUGGGCGCAGAAACGAGGACUCGGGACAUCGGACGGUCACAAGGCCGGAGCGAGGAGGGUUAUAGAGAAUGCUAAGGACUGUUUCGCUAUGGGGAUAAACACUGUCUCACUCUUUGCUUUCUCUACUGAAAAUUGGGCAAGACCCGAGGAUGAAGUUAACGGCCUGAUGUCCUUGUUCGAGGAAAACUUUAGGUCUGAGAUGCCUUUCUUCCAAAGAGAUAAAAUAAAGAUCUCAGUUGUUAGAAACCGGACGAAAAUCCCCCAGUCACUUCUAGGUUUGAUAAGAGAAACAGAGGAAGCUACAAAGAGCUAUGAAGGGAAGCAUCUCAUUUUAGCAAUAGACUAUAGUGGAAGAUUUGAUAUCAUGCAAGCGUGCAAAAGUCUAGCCGAAAAGGCGAAAAACGGGCUGAUCCAAGUAGAGGACAUUGACGAGAAUGUGAUAGAUAAAGAGUUGAUGACAAACUGUAGCGAGUUUCCAAAUCCUGACCUAUUGAUCAGAACGAGCGGAGAGCAAAGAAUCAGUAACUUCUUCUUAUGGCAAUCUGCUUACACUGAGCUCUACUUUCCUAACGUUCUUUGGCCUGACUUCGGUGAGGCUGAGUAUCUUGAGGCCUUGACUUGGUAUCAGCAAAGGCAGAGGCGAUUCGGUCGACGAGUUUAGGCUUUGUAUUUCAUGUCUCACAAAUAAAUUGCAUUUGAUUGCAAUAAUUUGCGUUUGAUUUUGUGUGUUAUUGUUCUUUGAUUCUCACACGCAUGUAUAAGUUGUUAGUAACAUCGUUCUCUUGCAAUACAAGAAACUGGAAUAUCUCAAAAGAUCUAGUUCUUGAGGUACAAAACGUCCAUUAUUACACAUCAUAUACAGUUUUUAUUACACCAAUGAAAAAAAACUCAAGAUUUCCGACCACCAAAGCGACGCUGUCUCUGCUGAAACGACAUCAACGCUUCCACAAAACCGUUCCUCCCAAAAUCAGGCCACAUUUCUUGAGCAAAGAAGAGCUCUGUGUAAGCCAAUUGCCACAA